Messenger RNA from Labrus bergylta (ballan wrasse), 2128 nucleotides. Lineage: Eukaryota; Metazoa; Chordata; Actinopteri; Labriformes; Labridae. The record is from RefSeq and is a predicted model, not a curated record.
CUUCCCGAGUUCACAGUUCAACUACUCCCAUGCUUGUUUUUAGUAGAAGUGGCGCCGAGUAUGUCCAGAAUGUGGCCAGUUUUUUUAGUUCUACUUUGAGUGUUGUCUUUUCGUUGUGUGUUUGUCGGCUCCCUCGUGUGACGAGCAUGCCCGUGAACGCAUCAAAGCGCCAGCUGAUUGAGCUGAUCUAUCGCCACCUGAAGGAGCAAGGUUUCCACUCAGCUGCAGAUGAGCUCCAGAGGCACAGCCCACAGGAGGGGACAAACAUAUCUACCUCUUUAUCGGACAUCUACAAAUCAUGGUUAAAGGACUCAAAAAAGAAAAGGAAACCUGACUCCAGUUUUAAAGAACAAGGAGGGACUCCUGUGGUGGUCAAGACUCCCAAGAAGAAAAGCAGCAGCACAUCUGUUAAGGACACUCCAACAGCUGCAUCCAGGACAGAUGUAGCAGCGCCGUCUCUUGCCGCACUAAAGAAAAAUAAAAAGAAGGAUAAACCUGCCACAAAAGUAGAGACACAAAAGAAGAAGCCCGUGCCAGCAAAAAGUAAAAAAGGUGAAGGAAAAUCAGCAGUCACAACAAAGGUGAAGAAAUUAAAGCCCCAAAGUAAAAUCAAGGCUGUGGCUGCUGGAGGCGACGAGUCUGACUCUGACAGCAGUCUGGAUGUUGAGAAAUGGAAGAAGCGGCUCCUGCAAAUGACAGAAGCUGACGCAGCCAAGAUGGACACCAUCAAUUCUCUGGACUCCUCUGCGCCACCACCCAAGAAAACAAGAGUGAGAAAACCCCGGGCUAAGCCUCCGCAAAAAACAAACGCCAUCAUCAUUCAACCGAAUACUGAGACAGCGGAAAACAGUGAACAGGUGGGGGAGAAAGUUGUGACACCAACAAAAAACAGUAAACCUAAGCGGAGCCGAUCGAAAAAGACUGCACCUGCAGCCUCCUCCACCCCACUGAGCAAAGAGCAAAACAUCGCCCCUGUAGAGGAUCCAGUAACAUCACCUGUCUCCCCAUUAAAACAGACACCAAAGAAAGAGAAAAGAAAAGUUGUGAGUCCCAGUGAAGACAAAUCUGAGGAGGCAGCGUCUGAGCCCAAGAAGAAGAAGAAGAAGAAGAAAGAAGUGACUGAAGACGAGGUGGAAGAGAAUGCAAAGACAGCACUAGACAGUAAAGAGAAAAGGAAAAAGAAGAAGAAAGUCACGGAGGAAGAGUCUGGUGAUAAACCUGCAGAAGAAAAGAAAAAGGCAAAAGAAACAAAGGGAGAUGUUGACAUGAACGAGACAGAGGAAAUCAUAGAGAACAGAAUUGGACAUGUAGAAAAUGAAUCAACUUCUGAACAGAUAGUGCUAGAAAAGAAAGCCAAGAAGAAGAAAAAGGAGAAAACUGCUAGUGAUGAAAAUUCUGAGCAGACAAAUGAAAAUGUCAUAGAAAAUACACAGCAAGAAAGUAAAGAAAAGAAAACCAAGAAGAAGAAAAAGACACUUUAUACUGAGGAAUAUUUAGAGCAGACAAAUGAAAAUGUCAUAGAAGAUACACAGCAAAUAAGUGAAAAAAAGAAAACAAAGAAAAAUACACUUGAUGCUGAUGAAAAUUCUGAGCAGGCAAAUGAAAAUGUCAAAGAAGAUACACAGCACACAAGUGAAGAAAAGAAAGCGAAGAAGAAGAAAAAGACACUUGAUGCUGAUGAAGAUUUACAGCAGGUAGCUGAAAAUGUGCAAGAACAUUCAGAGCAGAUAGACGAAGAAAUGACAGCAGAGAAGAGGAAGGAGAAUGCUUGUAGUGAGGAAAAUUUAGAGCAGGUAAUGAAAAAAAGAAAGCCAAGAAGAAGAAAAAAGGCAAUCCUGAUGAGAACACUUCAGAGCAGAUGGUUGAGCAAAAGACAUCGGAGAUGAGUGUCAUUGAGGAGACACCAGAGCAGAUUACUGAAGUCAAGAAGAAAAUGGAAGAGGACUCUUUAUUGGAAAAUAAUUCAGUCGACAUAGAGCUGCUAACUUUACCCAACCCUGAGACACCAAGUCCUCAAAGAGAGAAGAAGAAAAAGAAAAGCAAGUUAACAUCAGCUGAGGACUCUGAAAAAGACUCCACAGCAACAGAGACCCUAGAAACACCUGUAGGUGACAGCACCAAAAAGAAG